AUGGUUCACACACUUUUUGAACACCCACCAAAGGAUGAGAAAGAACUAAAGAGGCUGAGCACUUUAGAGCACCGUGUGGUAGAGGUAGAGAAUCAGUUAUUGAGAGCCUCUUCAGCUGCGUUAGAAAAACGAGUCGCAGAAUUAGAGGUCUCCUUAAAGGAGUCAAAUGAAGAAUGUGUUAAACUGAGACAAACCAUAGCACAUAUGAAAGUUGCUGAAAAGAACGUUAUUCCUUCAAUGAAGGAGGAUAUUAUAGAGAAAAAGGAGUGUUUGAACUCAAAAAACGAUACUGAUAGUAUAGAAAAGUCAGAUGUGAUAUCGAUUAAUGACAAAGAAGAAGAAAUCAUAUAUGAGCGUAUCUUAAAGCUUAUCGAGAAUAUGAAAUCCGAUUGUCAAAAAGCAAUAAAUAUCAAGAUUCCAGCAUCUUCUCAUUUACCUAAAGCCCCCACAAGACAAGGUUCAAGGCUUAGUUUAUCAUCAAAAUCACCAAGCCCAACUGACGGGCUCAUAUCUCCUUCCAAGAUGAUCGGAAGGUCUAGGACCCCGAGUUUAAUUGGAAUGUCACCAAUCUCUAUCCUUUCCGCCAUACCAAGUUCUAAACCAGGAAUCCCAUCCGGUGCGAUUUCACCACCAAAUCCUGGUUCUAAUAGUCAAAUACCUGCUUCAAGAAUGUUCGCUCCUACGAGAAGUCCUAGCUUGAUAUCACAAAACAAAACUCAAUUACCCUCUAGACCUAAUACUGCUUCCGGAAAUUAUUCCUCACCAAAUUCAAUCAAUAACCCUGUAACACCGUUAAAUACUAGAAAACAAUCAAGGCCAAGAACACCAAGUUGGCCACCAAAAUGUUCAAAUCUUCCUUCCCGACCGACAACACCUUCAGGAUUGAUAUCACCACCUUCAUCACAUAUUCCAUCAGGGUUUCAUUCUUCCAGUCAUCCUCAAAAGACAGCAAUUCCAUUGCACAUUCCCAUGAUGCGAAAUUGUCGUCAGGCCACAAUUUCUAAUUGA
Funneliformis mosseae is the source of this 1008-nucleotide messenger RNA. The record is from the annotation of a GenBank genome assembly. NCBI's taxonomy places the organism in Eukaryota, Fungi, Glomeromycota, Glomeromycetes, Glomerales, Glomeraceae.